UCGGCCAAGACUUUUCUUCACGAUGGAACGCGACAUUAGUGCCCUUGGUUGUCGAUGUGAAUUUGACCAGUUGGGCUUGAAUGCAGGGAGUAUGUAAGAUCGCCCGAUGUUUGCUUGAGUUAUUUUCCUUUGUUUUCUUGCCGCGAUUGUGUUAACGUUUUAAUUUUCGACCUGGAGACUGCAGGUGGAAAACAAAUAAACAUUCAUUGCUCUUGUCGCGCAUGUUGCUGCCGCGCAAUCGUCGAUGUUACUGUGAAUCAGGUGCCUCAAUUCUUCGCACGCAAUAUACAAAGAUACAACAAAAAGUCCAAUACAAUGGUAUGGUGAUGAAAACCCAAAGAGCGUGGCCGGAGCAUCAAGUUCAUGUGAAUAAUGGGGUCAAGUUGUUGCUCCCACUGUUUAUUGGACUUGGUCAACAAAACGGAUCAAAAACAGAAACAAAAAUAAACUAAAAACGAAACAGAAUAUAAUGGCUGACAUUGGAAAUUCAUUUACUGGCGGAGGGUGUAAAGCUGAUAAGACUGUGGAGUCUAGACCCAGACGGAGAACCUUCCCCAAGAUAAUGAAGCCCCCCGUCCGGGAAUCAUAAAACAAUCACUCAAAGCCAAACAAACAUAAACAAAUCAUCAGCGAAUGCCCAUGACGGUCUCACUCAUUUAGGGCCCAAUGCAAUUCUUAAAAUUCAAUCAAGCAUGCGGCGCAUUGGUAUUGGCAUCUACUCUAAUUGUCUAAUUGUCCCACGGCCAAAGACACUAGAAUAACACGGCUAUAUGUAUAUUUGACUGUCCGGCCACGAAUUUGAACGGAACGUUUUUUUUUCUUGGGCGUUUCGUGUAAACUGCAGAUAUUAUAAUGAAAUCAUAAUAAUCGGAAUACGCAAAGGUUUAUUUUAAAGCCAAUAUAAGCUACCCAGUGGAUUAGUAACAUUCUACGAAUAGCUGCAUACUAGUUGUUUUGUUAGACGUUGUUUUUAAACAAUUGAAACAGCUCUAACCAGCAACUAGCAACGCAAGCAGUUUUUUGGAGGUCUCGCUGCGCUAUUUUGAUGAGCAGCUUCUGCUGGACAUCCUGCCACGCGCCCCGUGUCCUGGCGAGGAUGAAGGAUCUCCGAUGGACGAGUUUGCCGACCUGUUUACGGUGAAUCAACUCCGGCAGGGAUGGGUGGUGCUGCACGUCUUCGCUGCGGUUUACUUCUUUAUCCUGCUGGCCAUCAUUUGCAACGACUACUUCCUGCCGACGGUGGAGUGCAUCUGCGAGGACUUGCAACUUUCGAAGGACGUGGCAGCGGCCACUUUCAUGGCUACCGCCACCUCCAUGCCCGAAUUCUUCACGAACACGAUCAGCACGUUGAUUCUGGAGUCAGAUAUGGGCCUGGGCACGAUUAUCGGCUCGUUAAUGUUCAACACAUUGGGAGUGGCCGGCCUAGCUGCGCUCGCCAUCGAUAAGCCGGUGCAACUGGACUGGUGGCCCAUAGCUCGCGAUUGCUUCAUUUAUAUCUUCAACACGAUUAUCCUGCUGGUCUUGGCCUGGGGCGGAAGCAUUAGUUUCACGGAGUCCUGCAUCAUGAUGGGAUUUCUCGUGCUUUACUACAUUAUCACGUUCAACAACAACAAGUUCAUGCCCGCCAUCCGGGUGUUUAUCGAGGAUCGUAUGAACUGCUGCUUCUCCACGCGAUAUGAUCUAACGGAGCCCCCAGAGAACAGUGCCAAGGCGCAGCUUCCGCUCAAAAAGGAUCCUCUGUCCGGCGAUGGCCUCUUUGUUGUCAAUCUUCCCGAAAACACCUCUUCCAUGUCUUCCACCGCUAACCUAACACAUCCCAAGCAUCUUAACGACGAGGACGACGUCGCGGACGGAGUGCCCGAGAGCAUAUACGCUUACCCUCGUGACGCAUCCGGUUGGAGGCAAUUCUGGUGGAUCUUCGUCUUUCCCAUUAAGGUCACGCUAUCCCUACUGAUCCCGCACCCGAUGAAGUACCGCCGACUGUACCCAUUAUCAUUUAUCAUGUGUAUCCUUUGCAUUGGCGGAAACGCCUACCUUAUUGUCUGGAUGCUGACUGCCUUUGGUGUGGCCAUUCAUGUGCCUACCAUUGUGAUGGGUCUGACCUUUCUGGCUGCUGGCUCUACCAUGCCGGAAGCCGUCUCCAGUCUUAUUUCCCUUAGAAAUGGGGAAAAUGGCAUUGGAGUUUCCAAUUCGUUGGGCGCCAAUUCCUUGGCCAUCUUGUUAUCCCUUGGAGUGCCUUGGUUCAUUAAGAACUGUAUACACUACGGAACUGGGGAGCCCCAGCAGGUUGGCACCCAGGGCAUCGAGUAUAACAUCCUGAUCUUGAUCAUAUCCACUGUGGCGCUGUUCAUAAUCCUAAGCUUCAGUGGAUAUCGGCUGACGAAGCGAGUGGGUGUAGCCCUCUUCACGGUGUACGGAGUCUUUAUUGUUCUACAGAUCCUCAUCGAGAUGAAUGUAUUCUUUCCCAGAGAUUGCAGUAGCUAGUGAUGGACAAAGAUUUCUUGUGAAAAAAUCACCCUUGCACAAAUCAUUUGGUGCUGGCACCAGGAGAUUAUCACUAUUACAAAGAAAACCUAUUUACACGACCUACAUUUUUGUGUAGUUAUAUUUAGGAAGUACUAUACCAUCUAAAAAAAUUUGAAUAUUUUAAAUGAUAAGUACAACAAUUUUAUGGCUUGACUGUACUUUGUAAUUAUCAUUUUAAUACUCCAUCAGGAAUCAGAGGCAGUAGACACUCUGUAUUUCUUACCCUACUUUACGAUUUAAUUAAUAUGUAAGACUGUCUAUAGAUUUAGAAGACGAAGCUUCCAUCAGCUAUUUGUAUUUAUUUCGUGUUGAAUAUGUUUAUAUAGCCCGUAGUACGACCUACAAAUGUUUAAACCGUUACCAAAGCACAAAACGAGAUACUAGCAGUUAAGAAAAUAAUACACGCUUAUCAGGAAGAGUUCAUGAUAUUCACCCAUUAUGCCCAGGUCCGCCAAAACGCUGAGAAGAAAUUCUCAACAUCAUACACAACGUUCUGUUGAUAUUCCGCGUAUAUGCUUUGUCUAAUAUACUUGAUACCAUUAUUAUUCAUUUAUAAAUAUACCCUAAGACAAUUCUUACCGAAUCAAUUUAAAGACAAUUUAAUGUCUUUCAAACUGAUCCCGAGACUAUCUAGGGUCCAAUUGAUUAGACUCUGAAGCCAGUUUUUAAAUAAAACAGAGAUAAUUGGGUUGCGGUCUGUCGUUAGGCUUUUAGUUUCUUUCAGGGGAUUUACAAAUUCGCAUUGGGGAAUAAUUUAAAUUACCUUGAAGUUGUUACAUCACAAAUAAUAUCAUUGAAUGAGAUCAAGUACACCUUAAUACACAUCCAAUAUGCAAAAUUCGUGGAACGAUACCCAAGUUAAUUAAUUGGUGUGUAUCUAGGCGUGUACACUAUUUAUCUUAAAGAUAUAUAAGUACAUAUGUAAAUAUAUGGGAAACUUUAUGUCUCCAUUACCACUAAAUAUAAAUAAGUUUAAUAAAGGACUUUGUUUUUGUUUGCA
Drosophila mauritiana is the source of this 3526-nucleotide messenger RNA. Its product is annotated as sodium/potassium/calcium exchanger 4. Gene Ontology annotation, cellular component: membrane. NCBI's taxonomy places the organism in Eukaryota, Metazoa, Arthropoda, Insecta, Diptera, Drosophilidae. Gene Ontology annotation, molecular function: calcium channel activity; calcium, potassium:sodium antiporter activity. The record is from RefSeq and is a predicted model, not a curated record. The transcript is spliced from 7 exons. Bases 1111 to 2484 code for a protein of 457 amino acids. Gene Ontology annotation, biological process: calcium ion transmembrane transport; intracellular calcium ion homeostasis.